Molecule: messenger RNA, 1411 nt
Organism: Musca vetustissima
Lineage: Eukaryota; Metazoa; Arthropoda; Insecta; Diptera; Muscidae
Product: dnaJ homolog subfamily C member 21
Exons: 3
Coding region: 14-1411 (465 amino acids)
Cellular component (GO): cytoplasm
Molecular function (GO): nucleic acid binding; zinc ion binding
Source: RefSeq, a predicted model, not a curated record
AAUACGUAACAAAAUGAAAUGUUAUUACGAAGAACUCGGCGUUGAACGCGACGCCAAUGAUGGUGACAUCAAGACGGCCUAUAGGAAAUUGGCAUUAAAAUGGCAUCCGGAUAAAAACCCCGACAAUUUGGAUGAGGCCAAGGAACGGUUUCAACUUAUUCAACAAGCCUAUCUGGUACUAUCCGAUCCCCAGGAAAGGGCAUGGUACGACAAUCAUCGUGAACAAAUCUUGAGAGGCAAAAACUCCGACUAUGAAGACAACUGUUUGGAUGUGUUCCAAUACUUUACCGUGUCCUGUUUUAAGGGUUACGGAGACGACAGCAAGGGCUUCUAUGCUGUGUACAGAGAAGUAUUCGAGAAAAUUGCCGCCGAAGAUGCUGAAUUUAUGGACGAUGAAAUGGAAAUGGAGAAUAUACCUUCAUUUGGUGACUCCACCAGUAGCUAUGAGGAAGUGGUUGGGCCAUUCUAUGCUUGGUGGAGUGCAUAUUGUACCAAGAGAACCUACACAUGGCUGUGUCCCUACGAUAUUAAGGAAAUUAAAGAUCGUCGAAUUUUGAGAGAAAUUGAAAAGGAUAUGAAAAAGGUGGUGCAAAAGGCCAAAAAGGAGAGAAACGAGGAGGUUCGCAAUUUGGUAUCAUUUGUACGGAAGCGUGAUAAACGUGUCCAGGCCUAUAAGAAACAGCUGGAGGAACGUGCAGCCUUCAAUAGACAGAAACAGGAACAGAAUCGUUUGGAACAAAUUCGCAAACGUCAACAAGAAUUGGCCGAGAUGAGGCAAAACAGCAUAGCGGCCCAAGGCGAUGAUUAUGAAGAACAACUUAAGCAAUUGGAACAACAAUACAGCAGUGAUGAAGACGCUUAUAGUGAUGAAGAAGAGGAUGAAGAUGAUGGUGAAUAUGAUAACGAUAUUGCGGGAGAUGAUGUACCAGAUGAUGACCAAGACGAUAGUUAUGAGGAGUUGUAUGAUGAUUUGUAUUGUGUUGCCUGCAACAGGGCAUUUAAAAAUGAAAAGGCUUUUGCGAAUCACGAAACUAGUAAAAAACAUCGAGAAAAUGUUGAAAAAUUAAAACUGGAAAUGCAUGAAGAAGAGAAUUUAUAUCAAGGUGAGGAAGACGAGGACGAUAUACCAGUGGACGCUGAAGAUUUACCACUGGCGAAAGAAGAGACGGAGGAACUUGAAAUUGAAGAUAAUGAGGAAGAACAGGAAGUACACAACAAAAAAUCUAAAUCCCGCAAAUCAAAGAAUAAAAAGGACUCCAAAAAAUCUAAACUGACAGUAUUGAUUAACUCCGAUGAGGAGAUUGAGGAAGAUGAUGAAUUAAGCAAACAAGCGGCGAAAUUGAAUAUUAGCAAAGUUGAUGAUGAUGAUCAUGAAGAUGACGACGAUUGGGAUAAUAAGUACAUUAAUUGA